GCGGCCGGGGCUUGCGCUACGGGCCGGGGCAGGAGGACGAGCACGUGAGGCAGACUCCGCAGCUGGCGACCGGACCAUCGAGCCGCGGCGCUGCUGCUGGUGCGGCCGCGGGGCUCGGGCGCGCGGCCCGGUGGGGACCGAGGACGGCGGGCGCCCCAGAUGAUGGAUUUGGAUGUACUUCUUUGAAGAAAUGCCACAUGGUCCAAGGAGAAACAUGUCUUGGUUUGCCGCCUUAGGCGACUAGGGCCCGGUGACAGCGCUCCCCGCCCGGGACUCAGGCACCGUGUGACCCAGGAACAAGAAGCACAUCCUCUCCAAUGACAUCAUGACAGCGAGAGAGCACAGCCCUCGCCAUGGCGCCAGGGCCCGUGCGAUGCAGCGGGCUUCCACCAUCGACGUGGCAGCCGACAUGCUGGGCCUCUCUCUGGCAGGAAACAUACAGGAUCCAGAUGAGCCCAUUUUAGAAUUCAGUUUAGCUUGCAGUGAGCUGCAUACGCCUUCGCUAGAUCGAAAACCAAAUAGUUUUGUAGCAGUGAGCGUCACCACCCCUCCUCAGGCCUUCUGGACAAAGCACGCACAGACGGAGAUCAUUGAGGGAACCAACAAUCCUAUAUUCCUGAGCAGCAUUGCCUUCUUUCAAGACUCUCUUAUCAAUCAGAUGACACAGAUCAAGCUCUCCGUGUAUGACGUCAAAGAUAGAUCUCAGGGAACAAUGUAUUUACUGGGCUCUGGAACGUUCAUUGUCAAAGACCUGCUGCAAGACAGGCAUCAUAGGUUGCAUUUAACACUAAGGUCUGCAGAGAGCGACCGUGUGGGUAACAUCACUGUGAUCGGCUGGCAGAUGGAGGAGAAGUCAGACCAGCGGCCUCCCGUGACCCGCUCUCUGGACACUGUCAAUGGGAGGAUGGUUCUGCCUGUGGAUGAGAGCCUGACUGAGGCAUUGGGAAUCCGAUCCAAAUAUGCUUCAUUGCGAAAAGACACUUUACUGAAAUCAGUGUUUGGCGGUGCCGUCUGCCGCAUGUAUCGGUUCCCAACCACCGACGGCAACCACCUGCGGAUCCUGGAGCAGAUGGCAGAGAGCGCGCUCUCCUUGCACGUGCCCCGGCAGUUCGUGAAGCUCUUGCUGGAAGAAGAUGCGGCCAGAGUGUGUGAACUGGAGGAGCUGGGGGAGCUGUCCCCUUGCUGGGAGAGCCUCCGGCGCCAGAUUGUCACCCAGUACCAGACCAUCAUCCUCACAUACCAGGAGAACCUGACCGACCUCCAUCAGUACAAAGGUCCUUCCUUUAAAGCAAGCAGUCUGAAAGCGGAUAAAAAAUUAGAAUUUGUUCCCACAAACUUACACAUACAGAGGAUGAGAGUUCAAGAUGAUGGUGGAUCAGAUCAGAACUAUGACAUCGUCACCAUCGGCGCGCCAGCAGCACACUGCCAAGGUUUUAAAUCAGGAGGUCUCCGCAAGAAGCUGCACAAAUUUGAAGAGACAAAGAAACACAGUUUUGAGGAGUGUUGUACUUCAUCUGGCUGUCAGUCCAUAAUCUACAUACCACAGGACAUUGUCAGAGCCAAGGAGAUCAUCGCCCAGAUCAAUACCCUGAAGACCCAAGUUAGUUACUAUGCAGAGCGGCUCUCCAGGGCGGCCAAGGACAGGUCUGCUACUGGCCUCGAGAGGACACUCGCCAUCUUGGCAGACAAGACCCGGCAGUUGGUUACCGUCUGCGACUGCAAGCUGCUGGCCAACUCCAUCCACGGGCUGAACGCCGCGCGGCCAGACUACAUUGCCUCCAAGGCCUCCCCUACCUCGACUGAGGAGGAGCAGGUGAUGCUGAGGAACGACCAGGACACCCUGAUGGCCAAGUGGACAGGGAGGAACAGCCGAUCUUCCCUGCAGGUGGACUGGCACGAAGAGGAGUGGGAGAAGGUGUGGCUGAACGUGGACAAGAGCCUGGAGUGCAUCAUCCAGCGAGUGGACAAGCUGCUGCAGAAGGAGCGUCUGCACGGCGAGGGCUGUGAGGACCUCUUGCCCUGCACAGGCGGCUCCACCAGCAAGAAAGGUAACCGGAACAGCCAUGCCUACUGGAUCCGACCAGAGGACCCCUUCUGCGAUGCCCCUUCCUCCAUGCCUGCUGCAUGCCAUCCUCACUCAACCACACAUUGCAGCCCCCCUCCUGAAGAGUCCAGCCCAGGUGAAUGGAGUGAGGCCCUCUACCCCCUGCUGACCACCCUCACGGACUGUGUGGCCAUGAUGAGUGACAAGGCCAAGAAGGCGAUGGUCUUCCUCCUCAUGCAAGAUGGCGCCCCCACCAUAGCCGCGUACCUGAGCCUGCAGUACCGCCGCGAUGUGGUCUUCUGCCAGACCCUGACCGCCCUCAUCUGUGGCUUCAUCAUCAAGCUGAGGAACUGCCUGCACGACGACGGCUUCCUGCGGCAGCUCUACACCAUCGGGCUGCUGGCCCAGUUCGAGAGCCUGCUGAGCACCUACGGCGAGGAGCUGGCGAUGCUGGAGGACAUGAGCCUGGGAAUCAUGGACCUGAGAAACGUGACCUUUAAAGUCACACAGGCCACUUCGCACGCCCCCACAGACAUGCUGCCUGUCAUCACGGGAAAUCGCGACGGGUUCAACGUGCGGAUCCCGCUGCCAGGCCCGCUGUUCGACGCGCUGCCCCGGGAGAUCCAGAGCGGCAUGCUGCUGCGCGUGCAGCCCGUGCUCUUCAACGUGGGCAUCAACGAGCAGCAGACGCUGGCCGAGAGGUUUGGGGACACGUCUUUGCAAGAAGUCAUCAACGUGGAGAGUCUGGUGCGAUUGAAUUCCUACUUCGAGCAGUUUAAGGAGGUUUUGCCCGAGGACUGUCUUCCUCGGUCUCGGAGUCAGACCUGCCUGCCGGAGCUGCUGCGGUUCCUGGGGCAGAACGUGCACGCCCGGAAGAACAAGAACGUGGACAUCCUGUGGCAAGCUGCUGAGAUCUGCCGCCGGCUGAACGGAGUCCGGUUCACCAGCUGCAAGAGUGCCAAGGACCGCACGGCCAUGUCGGUGACGCUGGAGCAGUGCCUGAUCCUGCAGCACGAGCACGGCAUGGCCCCGCAGGUCUUCACGCAGGCCCUGGAGUGCAUGCGCAGUGAGGGUUGUCGAAGAGAAAAUACAAUGAAGAAUGUUGGAAGUCGCAAAUAUGCGUUUAAUUCCCUGCAGCUGAAGGCUUUCCCCAAGCAUUACAGGCCUCCCGAAGGGACUUACGGCAAGGUUGAGACUUGAACACCUGCUGUCCUCUAAUUAGCGGCUCCAUAACACACGUGGGGGCCCCUAGUGUCCUACACGCGUUCUUCAAGAAGACCCGAAGGAUUGAGUUUUAUUUUUGUGUUUUUUAAAAACUAGCUCACUGAAGAGUCCACGGAGCAUGUUUGUUUUCCCUUUCCGUUGGCAUCCAUAGGGGGUCACGUCUGGCCUGGUAGCGUGGAUAGAGACCGCCUGUGUCAGUAGCCCUCAGCUGUACCCAUAGGCGCCGUCCCUAGGCGCUGCCGACCCAAGCUAGCUUUGUCUGAGAUGCUACGAGACGUUUUCAGGUGUCCACUUAGGAACCGCUCACCUACCUUAUUUUUCUACCGAGUCACCCGAGAGUGAGCAUCGAGUUCCAAUCUACUUUUUACAGAUCUGAAUGUAAAACAGCAAAGACUCCCGUCAGCGAUCGCUCCCUAGGCAGACCCAGCAGUGGCGACCACUCCCGUUUCGGAGAAGGCAAGCGCGCCUUCUCCAGAUGUCGAGUGCCAUCACUCCAGGACCUCGUGUGGCCUGGCUACUGUCUGAGCGACACCACCCCGGGGUGGGGGGUAGGGGGAUUCGUGACGGUGGAGUUAGCGGGAACCUACGUAUUUUCCGAAUAAGUGUUCUUUUGCAGGGUUUCCAAUAUAUAUUACUCUAAGACACAGUACAAUCAUGUUGGAAUGUCUGAUAAAGGUAUCUUAUUUUUAGGUUUGCAUAAUUGUGACUCCCCUUCUUGUUCUGUUAUGUAAGAUGGCUAUUGAGAACCAGUUAAGGUGAUCUCCUCAAAUGAGAUUGUGAAAGGGAUUUAUGGGUCACUGUGUCUGGACACGGUGUUGAUAUGAGUCAGCUGCACACAGCAGGAGUUUCUGUGUUUGAUCAGUCCUGUGUAUCAUGAUGAUGUUGACAUGUUAUUUAAGAGGCUGUAAAAGAAACAGAUGAGGGCGCAUGUCAAGGCUGAUGACCCGGUGAUGUGUGAAGCUGUUGGAAAUUCGCAUGUCGGAAAGCCCAGAUACUAUGAGCUCCUUUAUACACGUGCAGCACACUUGAGCCUGGGUGCUGAGACGCGGGCAGGUCCGCUCCUGAGCAGGAACACGGAAGGGCUGGGCAUCGGGCAGGGUGGGACCCGGUGCCCUUCCGCAUCCCUUCCUGCUCAGAGCCCGCCUCUCCAGCCGCCCGAUGCCAGCAGGUGAACUGCUGGGGAGCUGGGCGCCUUGUGUGGGGGGCUGGGGCAGAGGCGUUUGCCCUCUGUGCUGCUGCCCAGGCAGCUGCUGCUGGAGCCAGUGUCUCCUUUUCAAUGUGACCGAUUCAGCCACUCCCCUCCCCAGCAUUUCAUUGAAUUUGUUCCUUUUUUUGUGGCAUCUUUUUUCAUUUUACCAUCACUACCAUUUUUUUUAAAGCUCCUCAUUUUUUUAAGUUUUUUUUUAAACUGAGUUUGUUCCCCAUGUUGUUUUCCAAACCUUUUUGUCUCAAUUGCAUUAAAUAUUUGCAUCUGUCAAGGGGAACAGGACGAACGGCGAGGCGCCCCCCAGCCGUGCACGCGGCACCUCCGUGCGGGUUAUUUGCCCCAUGGUGACUUCCUGUUACGGGUCCCUGUAGAACUCUAAGGUUUGGCUCGUCACGGAGGAAACAUGCGGCUUUCAGCGUUCUCUCUGGAGGCACCUGCUGGGGCAAGGGGCACAGCCUGGGGAGCUGGGGGUUUGCAGCUGUGGGAGGGCUGUGGUUUUCCAAAACCGAGUUUGCAUCCAGUGCUCCUGGCCAGGCCCUGCCCCCAGCCCCGAGUAAGGACACGUGGGCGGCGGGGGUGCUGGCCGAGUCCCUUUUGUGUCCUGUACAGAUGUAAACAUACUGUAUCAUACGACCGCGUCCCUACGCAGUUCUAUCUGCCAUGCCUAGUGCAUAUCAAUACUUUUAUUUAUUUGUUUGGGGCAGUAUUAAUAUAUAUAUAAACAUAUAGUUACUGUUUUCUAUAUUCUUAGCUCAUUCAAAGCCAUGUAUGCUGUAAAUGUGCUAGUCCCUAGAAUGACAAAUAAUAAAUAACUGACAACACUGAA
Lepus europaeus (European hare) is the source of this 5301-nucleotide messenger RNA. It is a transcript of the gene INPP4A, whose product is annotated as inositol polyphosphate-4-phosphatase type I A. Gene Ontology annotation, cellular component: cytoplasm. The transcript has 26 exons. The record is from RefSeq and is a predicted model, not a curated record. NCBI's taxonomy places the organism in Eukaryota, Metazoa, Chordata, Mammalia, Lagomorpha, Leporidae. Gene Ontology annotation, molecular function: phosphatidylinositol-3,4-bisphosphate 4-phosphatase activity. Bases 326 to 3244 code for a protein of 972 amino acids.